CCUGCCCCUGCUGGGGAGACCGCGGUACUGCCCAGGGCCAACGCUAAUGGAGGGUACCGUAGUGAGACGGGACACUGCUGUGGAGAGACCGGCUGCUGCACCUACUACUACGAACUCUGGUGGUUCUGGCUGCUGUGGACGGUCCUCAUCCUGUUCAGCUGUUGCUGUGCAUACCGACACCGACGAGCCAAACUGAGGGUUCAGCAGCAGCAGAGACAACGAGAGAUCAGCCUGCUGGCCUACCACGGAGCCAACUCCUAUCCCUCCUCCAUGCUGGACCUGAGUUUUCUGGCGUCUCUGAAGCUGCCUUCCUAUGAGGAGGUGGCUGCACAACCCUCCACCCCUCCUCCACCCUACAGCUCAGUGUUUACCACCCCACGUUACCCACAGCCACCCCGCACCUCCGACCCCCACCUGCUCACGCAGCACGGUCCGCUGCUACACCAGACGCUCAGCGAUGGUCCAUCUUCUUUCAGCUCCGACAACAGCUCCAGUUGUUCUUGUGACUCCUGCUGCCCCUCCUCACCUUGUAGCUCCUCCCUUUCUGCACCUGUCACAUAUGAGACUGACACCAGCCACGCCACAACCCCUAGCGAGGCGGCACCCCUCACUCUUGAUGUCACCAUGGAGACUAUUGCUGCGGCGGCAAACCGUUUGGAGGUAAAUCGGACACGAUUUGAGUCUGAGAGGACUGCUACCACUGUGGACAUUGACAUGGGCGAUGAAGUUUCUUCUGGGGCACAGGAAUCUAUCGCCACGGACUCAUCAGUUCCCAACCAGACUGUUACCGUGGCGCUUGUUAACAAAGCAGUCCCCCCUCAUCCUCUGCCCUCUCCUGGAGCAGAGGUGGCUCUUCCAGUUGAAACUUCAUCUCCUCUAAAGCUAGACCUAGCACCCUGUCCCCCAACAGUAAGCAAAUGUAGCUCAAGUACACUCCCUAGUCCAAGCGUUGACACAACUCUCACCUCCAACCAAACAAUAAGCAUUGUGAACCUGACUAACUGCCUUCAAACAAGUCAUUCACCUAUAACCACCUCAAUGACAGAUUGCUCAACCCCAACAGCUUGCAAUUCUGACAUCUCUUCAGUCACCCAAACCCUCAAAACCCUUGAUCUGACAAGAACUUUUGAUACAGCCAAUAUUCCAAGUAGCCCAACAUCAGUACCAUCCCCAGAUUUUGAAAGAAUGUUAGCCGCCAUGGCAGUUUCUCCUGGUCUCUCAAUUGAAGACCCAAAUCCUAGCUUUGUGCCAAUCCCAGCAUCUCCAAACUUUACACAAGCUAAAGCUCCUGAACCUUCCAACCAUACCCAACCUUCAAGCCCAGUUCCCAGACACCACAUCCAAGCUUCAGGCCCAAUGUCUGCAAUCCUUACCCAAGCCCCUGAUUCAGUACCUUCACAUUUGAUUACAGAUCCAGACCCAUUAACUUCAAACCUUUCAGAAGUACCAGUCCCAAUAAUCACAAACCUUACCCAAAAGUCGGUCCCAGUAACUACAAACCUUAGGCAAGCAACAGAUGCAAUACCUACAAACUUCACCCAGGAUACAAAUCUAGUACCAACAAUACAUGCCCCCCCUUCAAACCAAGUACUAACAGCUGUUACCCAAGCGUCAGACAAAGUACCUUCAAAACCUUCCCUAGUGCCAAAUAUCCAACUUAAAAUCCCAAAAGUCCUAGACUGUGAACCUAACCCCAUUCUAGCUCCAAAUCAUGCACAGCCAAACCCUAUCCUAGCCACAGAUGCAGCUCCAACUUCUCUUUCAUUAACCCAUAACCAGAUUUCAGAACCGUCCCAUGGGUCAGAUCAAGUUUUGGGUAUCACAAGAUUAAGGUCAAACUUGCCCCAGCACCCAGGACCUGUUGCUGUUCUUGUGUCUUGUCAAGAUCAAACCACAGUGCCAGCCAAUUCAGGCCCUUCUCUAGUCCUGCCUCUUUCGUCAGGGUCAGACCUCAUCUGUCACUCACCAUUAAGCGUCCAGACUGGUUUAAGGACUGGAACUGGAUCAUGUGGGUCUGAUGUUGGUUCAAUAUCAAGCCCACUCUCCACUCAUUCUCCAGUUCUCAGCUUUACAACACAAGCAGCCUCUUCUUCCUCCUGCCCAGCCAUAACCAUAGAAGCUGAUGUUUCUUUUGCUCCCUGUCAGUCUCCCCCAACAGUCCUUUACCCAUCUUCACCCUCACCCCCAUCACUCCCCUCGCCUCCUUGCCUCCCCUCUGCUUUGUGUCCUACCUCCCCCCCAGCCCCAGCCUUACUCCUGGACCCCCUCACUGCUCUGCACCAGUCAAACAAAGGUGGAUCUUCCUCUGGCCAUGCCUCAUCCCUCUCCCCCUCGCCACGUGCUACUCAGUCCCCUCCCAAACAGACUCUGUUUUCCCCCUGUGUGGACAUCUUUGAACCAGAACCCAGCUGGGAAGAUGGGAGGAGGACCAGGAUCAGAAGGACAAUGAUGAUGAAGAUGAGGAUAUUGGAGCAGAUGAGAGCCAGUAUAGACAUCGGCGACUUACAGGUGACUCUGGGAUUGAGGUGUGCCGGUGUCGGAUGGAGGAUGAGGAAGAGGAAGAAGAGGAGAAGGGGGAAGGGAUGGAGGAUGACAGCAGAGGUGGAGUUGAGAGAGAUAAAAAAGGAGGUGGAAACACUGAUCUCCAUGACAGUGUGGACUGCCCUGCCAGAAGUCAAAUAA
This is a messenger RNA of Labrus bergylta (ballan wrasse), 2682 nucleotides long. The record is from RefSeq and is a predicted model, not a curated record. NCBI's taxonomy places the organism in Eukaryota, Metazoa, Chordata, Actinopteri, Labriformes, Labridae.